Messenger RNA from Sinocyclocheilus anshuiensis, 1107 nucleotides. RefSeq names its product guanine nucleotide-binding protein G(I)/G(S)/G(O) subunit gamma-T2-like. Gene Ontology annotation, molecular function: G-protein beta-subunit binding. Gene Ontology annotation, biological process: G protein-coupled receptor signaling pathway. The transcript has 3 exons. Gene Ontology annotation, cellular component: heterotrimeric G-protein complex. The coding region runs from base 165 to 395 and encodes 76 amino acids. The record is from RefSeq and is a predicted model, not a curated record. NCBI's taxonomy places the organism in Eukaryota, Metazoa, Chordata, Actinopteri, Cypriniformes, Cyprinidae.
ACCCCCCCUCACCUCACACCAUCUGGAGGUGAUCCUGAAGAGGUGACAGCAGCAGACCGAAGUGUUCAGUUCAUCACCAGACCCCAAACCCUGUACAUGGUCCCUUAAAUUGCAGAAAGCGACGCGUUCCCUCCAUCGGCUGCCCAGCUGACCAAUAGGGCAAGAUGGCGCGGGAUAUGUCUGAUAAGGACAUCCUGAAAAUGGAGUUGGAACAACUUCAGAAGGAGGUGAAGAACACUAGAGAGCCUGUCUCUAAAACCACAAAGGAGAUUUAUGAAUGGGUUGAGGCCCAAGCUGCAGAAGAUCCUCUCAUAAAAGGAGUUCCUGAGGACAAAAACCCCUUCAAGGAGAAGGGUGGAUGCAUAAUAACAUGUGAUUUCCUGUGGCAAAAUUAAAUGAGGAUGUUUUAAUUUGUGCAAAUGAGAGCUGUUUAGCAGUCUGUUAUCUGAACUUGAAUGAGGAGUGAACACAUUGUGCUUAGUUUUAGACGUCAUAGAGACUGCAAGACUUGAACAAAUACUUGAACUUACAGAGUCAAACACCGUCUACAGAGUCAUUCUGAUGAUUAAGAAAGGCAGCCCUCUCGAAGCAAACUCUUUGUAAAUAAAACUGGCAACUUCGGAACUGAAUUACUGUAAUUCCAUUCUCGUUCCAUCUUCAAAAGUCAAAUAAUUCAAAUUUCAAAUAAGUCAAAUAAGUGUCUGCAUGCCAUCUGGUGUGUGAUUAGGGUUGCCAACAUCAGACAAGGAAAAUAAGGGACAAUUGUGUUUUUUCAUAGGAAAAUAAUAAUAAGGGAUAUAUAUAUAUAUAUAUAUAUAUAAAGAGAACAGAACUUGUAGAAUAUGGCUGCUUGUGCUUGAUACUUUAUUGGUCAUUUUGUGUUUCAAGAAUGUGUUCCAAGGUUAAGAAUAUGCCAGACGUUACCUACUUAAAUGUAAAAAAAAAAUGUUUUAUCUAGGCCUAUUUAACAACAUUAACUUACAAUAAUUAAAGAUGACUUCCCUUGUUGAUCAUUGAUUGCUUGUUUUCUUGCAUGGCUGGAUGUUGAACUCAUGAAAAGUAACCAAGUUGUUUGUAUUCGUCAAAGCUGAUUUGCUGAAGAAUUGC